Molecule: messenger RNA, 3045 nt
Organism: Seminavis robusta
Lineage: Eukaryota; Bacillariophyta; Bacillariophyceae; Naviculales; Naviculaceae
Source: the annotation of a GenBank genome assembly
AUGACGACGAUGACGAGCAAGAAGAAACGAAGCACUACUAUGAGUCCAGGUACUAGCAAGAGUAAUACUAGCAAUCGUAGUAAAGACAACAACAACAACAAUAGCAAUACGUGGAAGAUGAACGUCCUACAGCAACUACAAGACGCCAUUCCCAAACUAAAACGCACCAUGGGCCGCAAGAGUGCGCGUCAAGCACUCUGGACGUGGUUUGAAAGUCAACGCCAGGACCUCCUGGAAGGUCUCCGUACAUCUCUACCAGAAGAGUACGAAGAAAAGGUUCACAACUUGAAACAACUACUAUCACUGCCAUUGGAGAUUAGUGAUUUGGAGAGUUGUUUGAAUCUGGGAGUCGCGGGAGCGUUGCAAGAACAAUGCAUCAAGCGAGCAUCCGCCAGUGCCGCAAAGGCAGCGGGAGUCGACAUGCGGGACAUUGAUGCCGAUGCCGAAUUCUUGGCCAAGUUGUUAGUUGGUGGGCGUAGUAGUGAUAGUGAUGAUAGUAGUAGUGAUGAGGCACAACAAAAGGCACAAGAACUGCUGGAUCACUUUGCGGGUGUGACGAGCAGUAGCAGUGCUGUUGCGUUGACACCAGAUGCGACAACAACGACGGGUCUUUCCUCUACAACAACGACAACAACCAGAGCCUUUCAAUUGGGCAGAACGGCUCAGCUGACCUCCUUGGUCCUCAUGGUGGCGCAGAUUUUGAUUGGGGCUCAACUGCUGCGUCGAUACCGAAAACGAAAGACACUGGCGGCAGGACCAACCUCUGCUAGUACUACUACUAGCGCCUUUUACACCACGCCCACCCCAGAAGAGACGUUUCGAAAAGACCGCUCCGAUCGAACCAGUGUCUCUGACUCUGGCUUGUCGUCCACGGAAGGACGCCAUCGUCCCGUACGACGUCGAUCCAUGUCGGCCAGCAAUGUCUUCCACGAGUCUCUACCAGCGCUAGACACGGAGGGGAUCCCACCGAGUCAGAGUCCUCCACCGCCACCGUCCUCUGUAGCACGAGCCAGUACGAGUAGUAGCAGCAACAGUGGACAACAACAACAACAACAACAACAACUCCCAUCGCUCAAGAAACAUUUGAAACAAACGACUCAACAUGGGCCAACCCAAAAACAACAACAGCAACAACAACAACGAUCCGGUCAACAAUCCGAAAACGACGACGAUCGAACCGCCGAAACGGAUAGCCUCAGUCUCAGUGAAGGCCUUCCCAAAAAUCUACUCGAAGAUCAAAACUCCAGUAGUAGUCACAGUCGAUCUCCGCCGCAUCAAGAACCCGCCGAUGACACUACAGCGACCACACCGACUCCCACGACACACAAUGGCGUGCACCAUGCAUUGACUGGUACGAGCACCUGCAGUAGUACCAAUAGUAGUAGUCAAGAAGUACUCGCCUUGUUGAGUUUUGAAGGAGGCACCCGCGAUCAAUUGGAUGCCGGUAGCAAUCGCACUCUGACCACCCACAAUCAUGCUACUAAUGUCAUCACACGCCAUCUCAAUUUGGAAUUGCCGGGAUUUCUACAAGACAAAUUUUCACUACGAAUGAGCAAACUCAAGAAUGAACUCUUUACGGUCCAACGCGAACAAAAGUCCAAACUCAAAGACUCGACGCAUCACGUACAAUUGCGCUAUCAGGAAACCAACAAACAAUACUCCGAUCUUACCAAGCGACUCGAAACUCUCACACGGUCCAUUCAACCCAAACACAACAAUCAUGACACUGACAACAACAACAAUGCAUUGGUUCUUCCAACAAACGGCAACCGCUCUACGACGACUUCUACUACACGACCCUUGCACGAACCGUAUCAAUCUACUACUACUACAAGCACAACAACAGCAGCAGCGAUGAAUGAACUACCGCCUCUCAUGGUACGACCACCAUCCCCCAAACGAUGUCCGACACCGGCACAAAUGGAAGCACACGCCAAAGUCAAUGCCAACAAUCAAGAAACGGCCAAAUUACUACAGCAACUUACAUCGCUCCAAUCACAAUUGGAAUCGCAACAAGAUCGACACGUACAAGAGUUGCAGCAAAAGGAAGCCCGACUGGCCGAAUUGUCGACCCGGAUACAGUUCUUAUCGCACGAACUCGAACGACGCGUUCUGCAUUCCAAACAAUUGCAAGCGACACUCGAUCAACAAGCGUUACAACAAGGACAUGCAUCUACUGUCAGUGCCGAGAUUACCGAUUUGAAACAACAGCAGACAACACUUGCGGCAGAACUCCAAGAGACCAAACACAAAUUUGCACUCAAAGAACAAGAAUGUCAAGACUUGUUGACACGACUUCGCACUGUACCACCACCGGCCGCCAGCAAAUCCUCCCAAGAGAAUGAAGAGGCCGCCCAAGAACACCGCCAACUCAUGAUUGAACUCGAAGCACAAUUGGAACAACAAGACAAAAUGAAUCAACGAACGUUUCAAAUGACACAAAUGUUGGAGGUGAAACGCAAUGAAAUCAUUCAACGGACGCAAACAUUGGAAAGUAUGUCGCGGGAGAUUGAAGAACGACGGACGGCCGUCGAACAAAUGGAAGCGGAAGCAGCGGCGGCAACGGCAGCUUUACAACAACAAUCGGCAGCGGCGUCCGUGGCGUCAUCGUCAUCAUCAUCCGGUAGUACCAAUGAAGAACUCGAAGAACAAUUGCACGAAUUGCAGAGUCAGUAUGAAAUGCAAGCGUUGGAAUGUCAAAAACUCGAAGAAUUGUUGAAUAACAAAUCCAAAUUGUUGCAAGAAAAGGAAAAGGAAUGUCACGAAUUAACGUCGCGACUCGAAGAAAUGACGGCCGAGUUGGCCGCCAAGGAAGCCAGGAUUGAACAACUCGAACAAGACGUACAAGACAAGCAAGAUUUGGCGGCGCAGAACGAAGCCAUUACGACCGAACUACAAGUGCAACAAGAGUUGCAGGAAAAGAUGAAUCAAACCACGCUGCAAAUGAUCCAGUUGUUGGAAGAAAAGGAACAAUCCAAUGCCGAUCUGACCAACAAGCUCGAAGCGCUCACGUCGGAAUUGAAUCAUUCCAAAAAGAGCUUGUAG